ACUGCACACUGUUGUGCUGCUGUACUGUUAAUUUUCGCUGGCUGAGCUGAAGUGCGUUGCGUUUACUGCAAUUCGACAUCGAAACUAAAGGACUUUUGAAAAUAUUUGUGGAGCUUGAAUAAAUUCAAUUAGACUGACAUCAUGCCUCGUGGUGCCCCUCGAUCUGCGAGCCGUCGCUCAGACAUCAGCGAUGUUGAUGCUGAUCAACAGUUGGCUGAAUCUGAGCUGAGCAAGCUUCAGCGGCAGUACCGUAUCAUGGAAGGCGAUCGCAAUGCUUACAACAUUGAAUCCCAAGACCUUAUAAGGCGCCAACUUAAUGAGAUCAAGACUUUGGAAGCAGAGAAAGAGGAGUUGAUGAAAGAUUUCAAAUUAUCCGACAGCCAGACCAACCAGUCAAGAGAUGGAGGCAAUGUUGAUAAGCUUAAUGCCCUUCUGGAUGAAAGAGAUAAUUUCAUGCAGCAAGUGAAGGACGAGAAGGAUAAGCAGGCGGAACUGGACACCAAGAUCCGCAAGAAGGAGAAGGAUAUUCGUGAGCAGCACAAGUGCAUGGGAGGUGUGCAUGCGAGUCAACAUCAUACGCAGAAAACCAUCAAAGCUAUCAGAGUCAAGGAGAACAGAUUGCACCAGGCCAAUGAGAAGUUCAAUGCCAUGCUGACGGAGAAUGCCAGCCUUCGUGAGGAGAUCGACAGCUUUAGAGUGGAGCGUACUCGUUAUGAAAACAUCCGCAAGAAGCUUGACAAGGAGAAGUCUGACUUGAGACAGGAGAUUGGCGAGGUGAUUGACCAGUCGACCCAGGCCUACGACUCCAGGGACGAAGCCCAGGCCAAGAUGAUCCUCCUGAAGGAGAAAGCCGAUAAGGACAUGGCCCAGCAUCAGCAGGAGAUGAAGGAGCUCCAGCGGAUCAUCGACCACGACAAGAAGCUCCGGGAGUUCAUGAACAUCAAGGGCAAGGAGAGGGAAGAGGAUGACUACCUCAAGGCAUGGAGACAGAAGAAAGAAUUGGAAGCUGCAGACAAGCGUCGCCGUGAGCGACAGGAAGACUCUAUCGAGGCGUACGAGGCUGCCUUUGAGCGCAUCUCGGAGAUCACCAAGGAGGAUGACCUGGCUCUCUUGGUCAACAAGUUCAUUGAGACGGAGGACAGGAACUUUGCUCUCUUCAACUUCGUCAAUGAGAAGAACAAUGAGAUGGAGAUGCUUUCGGACCAGAUUGAAGAGAUUAAGGCAGAGAUGCGCGAGUUUGAACACCAAGGAUCUGAGAUGGAAGCCGAGCGUAAGGCAAUCUUGAAGGACCUAGAGGAGAGGCAGGUUGCUGCCACCAAGAAUGCCGAUGAAAAUGAUGCCAAGGCAAAGAGUGUUAACAAGAUCUUAGACCAGCUCAAAGGAGGUGUGAACUCACUAUUCACCAAGACGAACUGCGACAGUUCAAUGAUCACCAGUAUGCUCGGCAGUGCAGCGGGAGUUACUGACGAUACCAUCAUGCAGUAUCUUGGGUUGGUUGAACAGAGGACCAACGAACUCCUCACUGUCAGCAUCUACCAAGAUGGCAAGAAUGCUGAUCAGGUUGAGUCCAAGGUACCAGGCCUUCUUGGUAAGGGCCCCAUCGCAGCUCCUGCUCAGCUCAACAUUCUACCGCCCUCUACAGGCGACGAGUAUGACAGCGAUCAAGGAUCUGAAAUGAGCGACGAUGAUAAUAGACCGCUCACGCAAAAUGAACUCAAGCAGAAGAUCAUGAAAGGGGUUCUGAAGCGAGAGGAAGCCGCCAAGAAGAAGGGCUUUCAGUAUGACCUGUCAGGAGCCAAGGAGUUAAAGCAAAAACAAGCCAUCCCAGACAAGAAGAGAGGGCCCAAACAUUAAGAGUAUAGUUUGUAUUAAACAUGAAUAUGGAGAUGAUUUAUAUAUUGCACACUUGGUCUUCUAGCUGAUGGUCUAAUUCUUAGAUCGUCCAAGGCCCUCCGCACAACUUACGACUGGUCCCCAGUCUGAUUUGGAGCAAAUUGCAUUUUGCUUAUUCCAUAAUCGGGUCGCAGACCGAUCAUAACGUACGAUGGCCUUAAAUUGAUCAUGGCUUACCCUAGUCCCUUUAUUUUCAAUUUUGGUCCAACUUAGUUCAACUGUAUCACUUCUCAUUUAGUCUAAUGCCUAAAAUGGUCUAAUUUCCAUCCCGUCUACUAGUUAUUUUGCACCUUGUCUGAUGAAAUGUUGGUUGAAGAGCAAGUUCAUCUAAUCAGACAGAUUUAUGGAGUGUUGGAAGAAACUUGCAAUCACUUGCAAGUCAAUUUUGGAUGCCAAAAUGAAUCAUAACUCCCUGGAACUUAAUUGCAGGUUUGCACUCAAUUGCUGGUGUGCUUUUUUAAACAAGAAGUUUGUUUACUCUAAUUUAUUUACUCUAUCGCUUGUGAGUUUGCAACAAAUAUUUGCAGUUUAUGUCAAAUAUUUUCGUUUAACACACCAUAAGUGAUGUUAGAGCAAGUGGAUGUUAGACGAAAUGGGUGUACCCUUACUAGAAAUUAGAAAAAUUGGUAAAUAGGCUGAAUGGCAAUUAGACCAAAUGGUUGGUUGGGUAGACAAACUAGGAAUAGACAAUAUGAUGGAUGAGAUGAAAUGGGUAGUAGACAACAGUGGAAGUAGACCAAGUGGCAAUUUACCUUUUAAAGGCGACCGCACACCUUACGAUUGGUCGGCGACCCGGUUUCAG
Molecule: messenger RNA, 2695 nt
Organism: Lytechinus variegatus (green sea urchin)
Lineage: Eukaryota; Metazoa; Echinodermata; Echinoidea; Temnopleuroida; Toxopneustidae
Product: coiled-coil domain-containing protein 63-like
Exons: 12
Coding region: 142-1854 (570 amino acids)
Biological process (GO): outer dynein arm assembly; cilium movement
Cellular component (GO): axoneme
Source: RefSeq, a predicted model, not a curated record